This is a messenger RNA of Lecanosticta acicola, 1059 nucleotides long. NCBI's taxonomy places the organism in Eukaryota, Fungi, Ascomycota, Dothideomycetes, Mycosphaerellales, Mycosphaerellaceae. The record is from the annotation of a GenBank genome assembly.
AUGAAACGAAAAGAAAACAGACGGCCCGGCGAUAAUUUCCAAGCACACAAACUCAAGCGGACAACGUAUAUUCCAUCGGACGACAGCUCGUCGGACCUUGACCUACUACCAUCAUACGACAACCAACUAAUCGAGCCAGAUGGGCGACGGUCGAGAAAAUUAGGCGACGAUCAACAUGAGGAUUGGAACCUAACGCUACACGCAUCGCCGCCAAUUCCCGAUAAUGAACAACGGGUGCACCAGAGCGGAGAUGAAGGAAACCAGCGGCUGCGACGCACUGCGCGAGAGACCGAGCCAAAGAAGACAGAGGAACCGUACACCAGACGAAGUACGCGGCAAGGGGAGCUCGCUCGGUCCAAGGCGCCCAGGUUAUACGAUUGUGAUUACCACCCACAAGAGCAGUACCUACUUCCCGAGCGUACUGGCCAGGAAUCGAACGACACUCAGUCCCCCGAGCAGGCGGGCGAAUCGGUCUCCGCUUACGACGCUGCAGACUCACUUUCAACGACUUCAGAAUUAGGAGGACCAGAUGAAGUCUCUGGUGGAGAUGGCCGUCCUAUCUCUGAUAGAUACGACACGGUUUCACCCGCGCCAAUGUUGAGGCCACGACAGCGAGAGGAGGCUUUGAGGAGAGACACUCAAGCUCUCGAUGAAGGAGACAAACCGCUGUCGCAAGAGCAGCUGGAUUCUAUACAUCGCAAGUUCGACCAAAAAUACUCGAAGAAGCUUCAGGCACGUGGCAGCCUCAGUCUUCGGGAUUCAAAUAAUAAGAAGUUGAACGGAAACACCAGGAUACGUGUGAACAGGAAUCGAGACGAUCUUCUCGAGCAAUGGCGAAAUGUCGAACCCGACGACACCGUCAUCGGCUACGUCCCAGAGGUACGGGCAGAGACGGCAGACAACUCCACCACCUUCAGCUCACAACGCGAAGGCGAUCAUGCCCGGUUCGAGCUAUUGCAGGAGAGGUACCCCGACGUGGAAACGGAAAACCUGAAUGAGAUUAAGGAGCGCCUGAACCUACCCGAACAGGAUUGGCGCAAAGGAUGUUGGAAAUGCUAG